AUGGAGGUGUGUCUUGAGCGAAACCAAGAGUUUCGGAUUGAGGUGGGAGAAGGGCAGAGGCUGAAGGUGAUGGUGAUGAGUGGGCUUGCAGAGGUGAAGGGGCAAGAGCUGCUGAACGAGAGGUGGUAUACAUUCAACAACACGAGGACGUUUGUGUUUACGUUUUCAGGAUGCAAGCUGAAGGUUGAUGGAGUGUGUGAUUUGCAGUAUGUUUCUGAUGUGACGAAUGUUCCGUCGAUAUUCAACAUAGUGCGGUUUUUUGCAAGCAGGGGGUUUGAGUAUGGGAAGAUGCGGACGUUUAUGGUGGUUGGGAAUGGCAGGAGCACGUUCUGUUUUACUCUGAUUAAUUUCUUUGUACGGCUUGGAAAGAAGGUGUUGUUUACUGAGAUUGAUCCUGCCAAGGGGAAUGUAUUUCCUGGGGCGCUUAGCACGAUGCAUGUUGAUACGCUGAUUGAUUGCGUAGAGGGGCUGAGGCUGACGAACCCGCUGUCGUUUUACUAUGGAUCGACAGAGAUAGGAAACAUGGAUCUGUAUGAUGCUCAGACUAUGCGGCUGCAGGAGGCAAUACAAGCGAAGGGCGUGAAUGAUUUCCAUCUGAUACUUUGUCCCGAAGGCACUUCGAUGUUUUACGACGCAUUAAUAAAGAGAUUUGAGGUUGAUAGAGUUGUUGUAGUGGGAGACGAAAGGAUGUACCAUUCGAUGAAGGUGAUUGCAGAGAAGAUGAUGAUACGUAGGAGUGGGUAUGUUGAGGAGAAGGAUGUUGGAAGAAGCAUAUCGAGGUAUUUUAAGGGAGUCAAUGGGGAGUAUACGCCGUUUUCGUUCAAUGUGAAGUAUAAGUGGAAAGUUGUGAGGGUUGGAGAGAUGUAUGUUGCGCCGAUGAGUGCGUUACCGCUUGGAACGUCGAGGAAGGUUGGAUGUGUGGAAGCAAGCGAAGUGGAGGUCGUUGAGGGAUCGGUGCUGGGGAUAUCUGAGGCGAAGAGCAUUGAGGAAGUGGCGAGGCUGCCUGUUGUAGGAUAUGUUGUGGUGAUUGAUCGCAACACAUUUAAGAUUCUAUGCACACAGCCUAGGCUUCCGAAGUACACAUUUUUUGUGCAAGGAGACAUGCGCCAUGUUGAGUAUUGA
Molecule: messenger RNA, 1122 nt
Organism: Ordospora pajunii
Lineage: Eukaryota; Fungi; Microsporidia; Ordosporidae
Exons: 1
Coding region: 1-1122 (373 amino acids)
Biological process (GO): tRNA splicing, via endonucleolytic cleavage and ligation
Cellular component (GO): nucleus
Molecular function (GO): polynucleotide 5'-hydroxyl-kinase activity
Source: RefSeq, a predicted model, not a curated record